Molecule: messenger RNA, 531 nt
Organism: Hyaloperonospora brassicae
Lineage: Eukaryota; Oomycota; Peronosporomycetes; Peronosporales; Peronosporaceae
Source: the annotation of a GenBank genome assembly
AUGGCGUACAUGCGCUUGGGGUUGCGGGGCGUGCAGUUCAUCUGCAGUCUAUUGGCCCUCGCGUUUGCCGCCUCGGGCUUUUACGGCGGCGGGGCCACGCACUCGAGCACGUUUGUGCUCCUCAUGGGGUACACGGGCAUGCUCUACACGCUGUGGUACGUCGUGGCCGUCGAGGUGUUCCACCUGGUCACGCGCCCAGCGCUGCGGGUCGAGCAGGGUAUGGACGCGCUGCUCGUGCUCUUGCUCCUCGUCGCCGGCAUUUGCCUCGCGGCGUCGGACUACACGACCGACUGUGGAGUGGGGUGGCACUGCAACAACCUCCGCGCCGCAACGGCGUUUGCCUUUGUGGCCAUGUUUUUCUUCCUCUUGUCACUGGCCCUGACGUUCCUGAGUCCGAGCGAGCCGUCGCACGGACUGACGGACGUGCAGGUGGAAGAGCCCGUGCCGUACCACCAGCACGCGACACCGACGUCGGGGACACUGUCUCCGCUUGGCGUUCCGCACGAGGGAUUUACUUCGUCGAGGGUCUAA